This is a messenger RNA of Diachasma alloeum, 4287 nucleotides long. RefSeq names its product single Ig IL-1-related receptor. The transcript has 7 exons. Lineage: Eukaryota; Metazoa; Arthropoda; Insecta; Hymenoptera; Braconidae. Bases 451 to 2019 code for a protein of 522 amino acids. The record is from RefSeq and is a predicted model, not a curated record.
GGCCAUUCAGCAUUGAAUCCGCCAAUUCCCAAUUCAGUCGUUCAUCGACACUCGAAGUGUUGACUACUGUUGCUCCGUCAUUUGCACGCGUUUUAAAUAAUUUUCAUUGGUUUUUAAUUCCCCGCAUUAGACGUGACAUAAAACCGUGCAAUUAUUCAUCAACUCGGGGUGAUACUGCCGACGUGGGCACAAAUAUUGUUGAAAAAUUAGUUUUUGCUGAAAUUUACUCCGCAGAACUUACGCUCCCGGCGCGAUAGGUUAGGAGAACACAAAUAAAACAUUCGAAAUACAGCAGUUGAAUUUGAGGAAAAUGUGAAGUGUUCUUGUUUGUAACUGAAGAUACUAGAUAAAAGAUUUUUUAUUACCCUCGGGGAUUUUUAAACUCUCUCGGAGUGACUGCGAAAUAUGUGACAGUGAUUUAAUUUUAAUUUAGCGGAGAAACAAUUAUUAAUGAAUAGUAAUAUGAAGAGAACGAUGGCACUGUUGAGAAGUGAUACCAGGUGGUUGUUCGUUAUCUCGUUAAUCACCGGCUUCUGUCUAGUCGCCGGGGGGCCACCCCCCGUUCGUGAUAAUGAACUCGAGGAGUACUGUUCAGCACACAAAUUUGAUAAUCUUCCUGGCGGCCUGAGGUUUACAAAGGAAGUUGUCACGACUGAGUACGCCAAUGUUGGAGCAUUCAAGGCAAUUCACUGUUGUCUCAGGGGAUACCGCAGCAUUGAAUGGUAUAAAGAUGACAGAGCGUAUCCGUGGCCAGGAGCAGUGAGCCACUUUAUUCUGUACCCAGAGAGUGCCAAUCAGACGAUCUAUACACAGGAGGCAAGACACUCGGACGCCGGUAGUUAUUCCUGCAAAGCUCGCAACGACACAGACACACUCAUUGGUGAUAUUAGCCUCAAGAUAGUGGGUGAGUCUCGAGGUGAAGACACUAGUGGUUACACGGGUAAACCAUUGGUGACUUACAAACCAGUAUCACAGCUGGUGCAACUCGGUGGUGCUGCCAGGCUAUUUUGCGAGGCUUAUCUUGGCAAAGUCGAUUUACCGGAUGCAAGGAACUCGGUUACUUGGACUAAAGCUGGCAGUAAUGUCACUGUACCGAGUCGGGGGAGAAUUUCACAGCAUCGGGUCUCCAGGGAAGACGAGCAAAUCAUCGGUUCGUACUUGGAGAUAACAGCGACAACACUGGAGGAUUAUGGCCAGUACGAGUGCAUAGUCAGCAAUGGUGCUGACGACGAGAUGACGCUAUCAGCUCACAUUUAUCUUCAUGAUGAAAGAUACGUUCUUGGAUUGAGAAAUGGAUCGUGGAGGAAGCCACUGAUGCUCGGAGUUGUCUUCUUUGUCCUUGUAGCAUCGAUGAUCGCUUCUUACAUCAGAUGUUGGCUGCCGUUGGCUGUCCUCUGGCGCAACAGGUUUUCACGCCUUGAAGAAAAUGAUGGAAAAGACUGCGAUGCCCUCGUAUGCUAUCAUGAAAAGGAUGCAGUAGUUGGCCUGGGAGUAUUAGUAGCUACGUUGGAGAGUAAAUACCACUUGAAGUGCACGACACUCGAGCUUUCACACUUGAAUCGCAACUGGAGUAUGGAAAUAUCUCCACAUGCAGCAUCAGCUCGUCGGGUAAUAAUUCUCCUCAGUCCAAACUCGAUACAGCAGCCGUGGACAGAGGGCCACGUGGGUUUGGUCCUCAAGCAGAUAAGUCAACUCACCACAAAAUCAAUUGUCGUAUCUCUCACUGAUCUUCCAAGUAUCACCUCAUUCGCCAAGACAGGCAGUUGUGUUGACCCUGCAAGCGAUGGAAUUGUCCUCGACAAAAUGACAAUACUGAGAUGGGACGAGAAGGAGAGGGAAAAUUCGAGUGAUUACAAAUUCUGGUGCAGAUUAAGACUUCUCCUACCUGUGGUGAGACCGUCAUCGAAGAAUUCUGACGAUUUGAGGUGUCAGAGUGUCGCUAUGAUCAUUCAGUCGAAUGGGACAAACUCACUUCAGAUGAAGGCACGAUCCCACGGAAACUUCGAGGUUCUCGUUUAGAAUUAGUAUUAUUUCUUGUUUAUAUCGUAUUACUUGUGAUAUAAGAAUCAUAAUUUUUCUGCGCGUUAAACGUUCGGGCAAUUCAAUUCAUCAAUUCCCAUCGAUUGUCAAUCAAUCAAUUGACAAUUGAGUGGAUAAUUGCAACUCAACAUUCCUCAUUGAAUUUCCUUUAUUUUUAUGUUUCAUUGCUUUGUACAUAUACGUGACUGGGUACGUAAGUUUUGUCGAGUAGCAUACCAUUUAGGAUUUUUUUUUCAACCUCUAAUUUAUUCAACUAGGUGAUAUUUUUUAUGUUAACAAACUAUUUUAGAUUAGUUGUAUUAAGCCAAAAAGAAAACCACAUUUAAAUUUUUUUAGUUCUGUAGUGGAGUGCAAUAAGAUGAAGCGCUACAUUUUUUAAACUUUUUUUACGAAGAUAGUGCAAGUAUUCUUGAAUAUACAGGCCUGAUAUCGAAAUAUCGUUGGGAAAAAUUGAUGAUGUCAUUGACGAGUUAAUGGUCAAUUAUAUUCUUACAGUUAUCUGAGGAGAUGUUUUUUCGUGAAGAAAAACAUUUCUUGGGAGUGCUCUGAAAAUUAUAAGAAUUUAUUGAAUUGUUCUGGUGAAAAUCACAAUUUUUUUUCUCAUUAUGGGAAUUCGGUGGUGAAGGGGUAAAUCGUGAUGAUUUUGUCAUUUUCUUAUGUUUGUUCAGUGGUUCUUGAUCUAAAAAAGGGGAUUUCGAGGGAAAAUAUCGGGACAUCUUUCUUCUGAGGUUGAUGUUUACGUAAAAUAAUCUCUUGACAUUCGUCUACAACUUCACAUGAUGAAAAAAAAAAAAUUUAAUUUAACAAUAAAAAAAUAAAAUGGUUAUUACGUUUUACCAAUUCUCUACUCAACCAAUAUUGUUUAUUUUACUUCAUUACGAAUAAAUUUUAAGUGGUGAAGUGGUAAAUCGUGAUGAGCUUGUCGUUUUUUUUUGUUUGUUAAUUAGUUCUUGAUCUAAAAACGGUGAUUUCAGGGGAAAAUGUUGUGAAAUCUUUCUUGCGUGUUAGAUGUUGACAAAAAACAAUCUCUUGAAAUUUGCCUAUAACUUCACAUCAUCAAUAAAAUUGAAUAUUUUAUUUUAACAAUAAUAUAACAAUAAAAAAAUGAAACGGUUGUUACGUUUUAUCAAUUCUCCAUUGAACAAAUAUUGCUUAUUUUACAUUAUUACGAAUUUAAAUUUCAAAUGGUGAAGUGAUAAAUCGUAAUGAGUUUGUCAUUUUUUUGUUUGUUAAUUGAUUCUUGAUCUAAAAAAGAUGUUUUCAAGGGAAAACAUCGAGACAUCUUUCUCGUAAGAUCGAUGUUCACAUAAAAUCAUCUCUUGACAUUCGUCUAUAACUUCACAUUAUCAGAAAAAUCAAGUAUUUUAUUUUAACAAUAAAAAAAUGAAAUGAUUGUUACGUUUUACCAAUUCCCCGUUGCAACAAUAUUUCUUAUUUUACUUUAUUACGAAUUUAAAUUUUGAAUGGUGAAGUGGUAAAUCGUAAUGAGUUUGUCAUUUUUUUGUUUGUUAAUUGAUUCUUGAUCAAAAAAAGAUGUUUUCAAGGGAAAAUAUCGAGACAUCUUUCUCGUAAGAUCGAUGUUCACGUAAAAUCAUCUCUUGACAUUCGUCUAUAACUUCACAUCAUCAGAGAAAUAAAAUAUUUUAUUUUACCAAUGAAAAAAUAAAACGAUUGUUACGUUUUACCAAUUACCCAUCGCAACAAUAUUUCUUAUUUUACUUCAUACGAAUUUAAAUUUUCUAGAACAUUCGAAUAAUUCUUAUUUUCCGUUGAAAAAUUUACAAAUAUAUUUUUUUCAAUGUCAGUAUUACAUUGCAUACGUAUGAUUAGUGCCUGCGAUUGCAUUAAACAUGUUGAAAAUAUUUUUCUAACUAACGCCAAGUGUCAAACUCACGAAUAUAAAUACAGGUGGACUAAACAAUUUUACCUGAUUUAUUUUACUCGACAUUCUAGAGUACUAUCUCAAUUGCAUUAUUUGUCGUAAUGAGAGUCGAGUUGGAUGGGUCACGAGUGAAGCGAUUUUAAGUGAAGAAUUUAACAAACGAGUAUUAUAACGGAGUAUGCGCAUUUGUAUCUUGUUUAGGGGAGAAUUUUUUUGUUACUUUUAUACUAUUCACAGGCACUUGUACUCCAGGCAAAAAACGAAUCCUCACAAUUUCGUAAUUCAUUCUGUGUUAUCCGACUGUUUAUAAUGAUUUUCUCCUUUUUAUGAUGUUCAAAAUAAAAUUUCAUGUUUUUGAUACAGUU